Messenger RNA from Caenorhabditis remanei, 2220 nucleotides. RefSeq lists its product as uncharacterized. The record is from RefSeq and is a predicted model, not a curated record. The transcript is spliced from 8 exons. Bases 1 to 2220 code for a protein of 739 amino acids. NCBI's taxonomy places the organism in Eukaryota, Metazoa, Nematoda, Chromadorea, Rhabditida, Rhabditidae. Gene Ontology annotation, cellular component: nucleus. Gene Ontology annotation, biological process: regulation of transcription by RNA polymerase II. Gene Ontology annotation, molecular function: DNA-binding transcription factor activity, RNA polymerase II-specific; RNA polymerase II cis-regulatory region sequence-specific DNA binding.
AUGAUUCCAAACAAAAACAUCCACAACCAACAAUCUCCCGAUGGAAUGAACUACACAUUGACACAACUCACCACUAUCAAAUACCCAAUCGAUACGGAUGGAAAUUCUCGAUUUGUCCGAGGAGUUGGAUUCAAUGAAUGGGAUAUUGUGAUUAAGGAGGAUAGAUUCGAGAUGAAGAAGACUCCGUAUGGUUCAAGAGAGCUCCCGAUUCAUUUCGCGUUUUCGAACGAAAGCGACCAUCAAAUAGUAUCUAGAGCAGAGACCAUCAGAUUCAACGGACGUCACCACAAACUACAAAAAUGUACAGGAAUGAAUCAGAAGAGAAACUCAGAAGUUCAGAAAGCAACAAUUCGAGCUAAACGGAAACCAAUCCAAUCGCCAAUCGAUUCUUCAUCCACUCCUCCGCAACAUUCUCCUCCCAUGUCUGUCGAACGAGUCAUCGAAAUGCUCAGCAAACCAAUUCCUUUUGAAAUCCACGUGGACCCCUUGAAGAUAACAAAAGAUAUAAGGGAUUGGAUGACAAGUAACUCGUGUUCUCAAGGAUUCUUCGCUUCGAAUAUUCUGAAUGUUUGUCGGAGUCGCUUCAAUUAUUUGCUCAACUAUCCAGCACUGUAUGGUAUAUUGAAGAGUGGGAAAGAGUAUUUUGUCAAAAUGUAUAAUUCGUUGGGAAUGUCAAAAGAUGAGAGGAAUCAGAUUAUGUCGAUGGAUCUAUAUGGAACCAGAAGUAUCGGGAAAGUGAAUAAAGCAGUUCAAGUUUCGGAAAACUCGGAAAAUUUCGUAGACAUAGAUGAGCCACCAAAGAAGAUCUCCAGAAAACGUCCAGCAUCCGUCAGAUCAGACACAUCUUCUGAAUCCUCUUCAUCACCUUCGUCCCCCACUGCAUUCACUCAUCAAAUGAUCACUGAACUCCUCAACAAACCGGUCGACUUCGUUGACACUAAACGAGUUUCCGCUGAAAUUAAGGAGUGGUUAGUGGAAUCUCAAGCCACACAAGAAUGGUUCGCCUCCACAAUAGUGGGAAGAAAUAGAAGAACUAUGGGACCGGCUAUCAAUUAUCCAAGGGACUGGAAUGACUGCGCAAGUAAAGGACAAGAGACGUUCAUGAGGAUGCAUAAUUGGAUGAAGCUUUCGGAGAUGCAGAGACAACAAAUUAUGAGGCAGCAUAAGUUGAAAAAUAUAAUUCCAAUCCGAAACAACCAACAAUCUCCCGAUGGAAUGAACUACACAUUGACACAACUCACCACUAUCAAAUAUCCAAUCGAUACGGAUGGAAAUUCUCGAUUUGUCCGAGGAGUUGGAUUCAAUGAAUGGGAUAUUGUGAUUAAGGAGGAUAGAUUCGAGAUGAAGAAGACUCCGUAUGGUUCAAGAGAGCUCCCGAUUCAUUUCGCGUUUUCGAACGAAAGGGAGCAUCAAAUAGUAUCUGAUAUAGAGACCAUCAGAUUCGACGGACUCCACCACAAACCACAAAAAUGUACAGGAAUGAUGCAGAAGAGGAGUUUGAAGGGCAAAAGAUAUUCGAGAUUGGAUCGCUUCAAUUAUUUGCUCAACUAUCCAGGACUGUAUGGUACAUUGAAGAGUGGGAAAGAGUAUUUUGUCAAGAUGUAUAACUGGUUGGGAAUGUUAAAAGAUGAGAGGAAUCAGAUUAUGGCGAUGGAUCUAUACGGAAUCAGAAGUGCCGGGAAAGUGAAUAAAGCUGUUCAAGUUUCAAAGGAUAUGAAAAUAUUUGUAGACAUAGAUGAACCACCGAAGAAGAUUUCCAGAAAACGUCCAGCUUCGCUCAGAUCAGACACAUCUUCUGAAUCCUCUUCAUCACCUCCGUCCCCUCCUGCAUUCACUCAUCAAAUGGUCACUGAAAUCCUCAAUAAACCAGUCGACUUCGUUGACACUAAACGAGUUUCCGCUGAAAUAAAGGAGUGGUUAGUGGAAUCUCAAGCCACACAAGAAUGGUUCGCCUCUACAAUAGUGGGAAGAAAUAGAAGAACUAUGGGACCGGCUAUCAAUUAUCCAAGAGACUGGAAUGACUGUGCAAGUAAAGGACAAGAGAUGUUCAUGAGGAUGCAUAAUUGGAUGAAGCUUUCGGAGAUGCAGAGACAAGAAAUUAUGAGACAGUAUAAGCUGAAAAGUGCUAAGUGCCCCAAAACCACGAUCCCUUCUAUGAAAUCCUCGGAAAGAAAUCUUCGAAAUGCAGCAAGUGAUAUGAUUAUUUAUUCCAAUUGUUGA